ACGAAUAAAUAGGGUUGGACGACAUUAUAGGACUGCCUUAUGUUGUAAAAAAACUGAUAUAAUGUUGGUAGCCAUAAUGGAGGUUUAAAAUGGGGCGCUUUUCAUUAUGAGUUCACAAAGUGGCCGUUGAAGCAUACUAUACUGACGCACAACUGUUUAGAAAUGCCAGGCUAAAUCGGUCAGCCACACUGGUUUUAGCGCGAUAUUGAAGCGAGUCUGGCAUUGCAACAAAUUCAAAUUCUCGUUGUAUUCGAACGACCAAACCCCUGUUAAACUGAAAGGUGGUGCCUAGUGCAGGGAUGGCUGCUUCAGAGCAAGCCACAUCUGAAGAUGGCAAUCUCCAGCCAGCUGCCAGUUGCCCACAGUGAUGCCCCCAAUGACGAUGGGGUGUAUGAGGACUCGGCAGCAAUGCCAAGUUCAAUGCAAGCUAGUAACAGUAAUGUUGGAGAAAGGAAGGACGAUAAGGGGCCUCAAGCAACGAAAGAGCUGGGUAGAGUGCCAUUGGUUGUGCAGGCAAUAGAGCAGGUGCCGAUUUGCACAGAACCCUGUGAUGACGGUGAGCUUGAGGUGCUCCUUUGUUUACUUGAGCAGCGGCUAUCCGCGCCAGCGGGUCCUCCUACGGAUGAGCAGAACCAGCAGCUCUGGGAGACCCUGCGUUCUCUAGUGCCCAAGUAUAAGGAUCACACGAGACUCAUGAGGCAGCGAAUCACAGAACUUGAGCAGCGCCUGGAGGAGAACCAGCGGGAGUCACUUCACUGGCGCGAACACCACUUGGAAGAGCACAGGCAAAGGUUGGAUGCUGUAAUAGAAGACUACGAAAGGCAACAUGCACUGGCCUUAGAGCGGGCGAGCAACGCAAGACAGCAAGCUGAAAGCUUACUGCUGCAGCUCGCAGAUGCACAGGCACAAAUUAAACGUCUGGAGGCUGAAGUGCACACAAGAACAGAGAAACUGAAGAGUGACCAUUUACGGGAACUUCAAGCACUGGCUGAAGAAAAGGAAGCACAGUUGCGUGCUAAGAGUCUGGAAAACCAGGAAGAAGCAGCUUCAUACAGGAACCUGCAGCAGCAGAACCUGGCAGACAAGGCCAAGCAGGAAGCGGAAGUGGGUUCUCUCUGGCAUAAAAAUGUUGAGCUUGAAGGACGGCUCAAGGGCCAGGAGGCUCUCAAUCAGGACCUCAUGACUGUUCUUGAGAAGGAGAGGAACCUGAAUCAAGAGCUUACUGAAGCCAUGGGCCAACACGAGAAGAAAAUUGCCCACCUGGAACACCAGGUGUACACAUUGCAGUCGGAGGAGAAGCACAAAGACAUGCUAAUUGGAGUUUUGAGCAGUAAGGUGUCUCAGGGCACCACACUAGGAGUAGAUGUUCCUGGAGGGCACCAGCCUUUGCCACAGACUGUCUCCCACGGCACUUCACCCAUUGAAAGUGGCAGCAAGGCCGACAGUGGCGUGCAGGGCAUGUCAUCCAGCAGCAGAAGCCACGAAGAGGUGUCCGUGUGCAGCGUUGCUUCGCAAGUGUCGCCGCAAGAAGGGUUGAAGUUGGACCAGACGUUGAAGGAAAUCACAUCACAGCUGAACGAGAAAAAGGCUGCUGUGCUCCAAGCAAAGCGACUGCUUCGAAGCACAACCAACGAGCUUCAGAAACUGACAAAGAUUGCAGAGGAAAGGGCUGAGCAGCUUAGACGGCUGCAGUCUCGGAUGCAGAGCACUUCGACGGCAGCAUCCACCCCUGGCAGCCGCGAACACAAAGCCAAUGAUGACGAUGCAUGCAAUGUCCGCUUGACCAGUAGUGGGUUCGUACCGUUCUCAGCAGCUCCUUCCUUCUCUAAGACUGUCAGGAAAGUAUGCUACAAGAAAGUGGCCUCUACUCCAAAGGAAUCACUCAGCACUCUUGCAAGCGUGUCUAGCAUACAGAAUAACAUUGAAAGUUCUGCAGGUCCACCUCACCUUGAACUUCGCUUAGAGGAGAUGUCCUGUGUUUCUGACGAUGUCUUCGAAUCUACUUGCUUGCGUGAGAAGCACUCGGUAGGGAAUCGAAGUUCCAUGUCCAAAGCAGUGCGUCGUGUGCCUGAGCCUUUAAGUAGCACGCAUGAAAUGGGAAAUCUUGAAACACCGCACAAGCUCUUGGCAGAUUGCUUCCAAUAUUUGAAAGACAAAUCAUACGGGUCAGAUGCUCUUUUGAAAUCUCACAUUGUUGACGAUCAGGACCAAAGAUCAGAACGCAUGUUCAGUUUUGGUUGCAAACAGGCAACAUCAGUAUUGGAUCGAUCUUCAAAAGCUGUCACUCCCAUCAGAACCUCCACGGAAGCAGCUGACACAAAGAAACAGAAUAUGCUAAGUGCUUCUACUGCUAUAGAAGACAAGAGCCCAGUACAGAAGGCAAUAUCGCGCAGUCCAUGGGAGCAAGAUCAGUGUUGUGGGAAGAGAAGCAGCGGCCAUGUCAUCCAGUCCACUCCUUCGUACGAUUUCCCACUGCUGGGCAAGAGCAAGGUUUGGAAUUAUGGGCCCUGUGACUGCAAGAAUCCGACUAUGAAGCCUGCUUGUAGUAAUGCGAAGUCAUGCAUUUCAAGUGUGCAGAAGAAAGGGGCAAGGAGAUCCCUCACAUUUCCAGAAGAAGGGGCGUGUCCUACAGCGCUGUUCGCACAUUGUUCUGCUGGGGCAUCAGACACCUCGAGUGCCCCGCAGGAACAUUCUUUUCGUGGUCUGCCCUAUUCGACGCCGGUUAAUGUCACAGUUCACGUGCAAGCUUACCCAGAAUCCAAGGAUUUUCGUAGAUAACGUUUUCUUAACUCCCUUGUCAUAUAUAUGUUUUUUUUUUCUGUUCAUGCCGGCAGAUUCAUAUGUUGCCAGCCUGUUUGGUAUGAUAGGUCUUGUGAAUAAUGCGCACAUAUUUUCACUAUUUGUUUCAUGAGUUAAAUUAAUUUUUAGCUUUUUUUAGCUGUUUUAUGGGCUGUUUUAUAAAAAGUGCGUAGCAUAAUGGUGUCAACAUAUCUUUCCAAGGAC
Molecule: messenger RNA, 3003 nt
Organism: Dermacentor silvarum
Lineage: Eukaryota; Metazoa; Arthropoda; Arachnida; Ixodida; Ixodidae
Exons: 8
Coding region: 331-2778 (815 amino acids)
Source: RefSeq, a predicted model, not a curated record